GGCUUCCCCACCCCCAUCCGAACGGGGCUCAGGGGCUUCCUAGACCACCUGCGCUGGGGGCAGUGGGAAGGGGGUGGAGCAAGGGGCCUGGGGCCAUGUGAGAUCACGUGGCAUCCACCACCUCCGUCCCAGGACCCCAGCUUGGGGCCAGCUGCCAGGGUCCCAAGGCAACUCCCUUGGGGAGCAGAGGGAUGGCCCCACCAGCUGCCUCUGGGGGGUGGCAGGUGGGGGGGAAGGUGCCAAGGCCACCCACCUGCAGGGAAGAGACCCGGUCUCACCAGACACAUCUGAGGCUCCACGGCAGCCCCGGGGAGGACCUGCUACUGGAAUGGCUAAUCCGGCGCCUCCAGCAGCCAAUCACAGAGCCCUGCAGCCAAUACCUGGGAGAGGUCUCCCAUGGCCCAGCCCCAGCCUGGCCCCAGGCAGCCCCAGUGACCCAGACACCCACAGCCUCCAGAAGGCGCUGAGCAGCAGGCCGACGAUGGCGGUCCCGGCGUCCCCGGCCUGCCUCCGGCCGGGGCUGCUCCUGGCCCUGCUGGUGGCGGUGGCCUCGGCGGCCCAGCAUCCCCGUCUGCUGAGCCUACUCACCUCCAGUCAGGGCGCUCUGGACCGGGAGGCGCUGGGCGGCUUGUUAAAUACGCUAGCGGCCCGUGUGCACUGCGGCGGGCCGUGUGGAAAGUGCCCGUCUGUGGAGGAUGCCCUGGCCCUGGGCGAGCCCGAGGCACCGGGGCGGGCCCUGGAGUCCCGGCACAUCGCCCGCCUCAGCGCGGCAGCCACCCUCUUCCUGAGCAACCCGGAGGGCACCUGUGCCGACAUCCGGGCUGGCCGCUGGGCCGCCCGCGCCGAUGGACUCCUGGCCCAGCUCGAGGGCCCCGGUGCCCUGACCCUGGGCCUGAGCCAGCUGCUGCAGAGGAUCGAGGACCCCAUUGACCGCCAGGCCACUGGGGAGGAGGCCUGCACAGGUGUCCCUCAGCUGCUGGAGGAGGUGGUGGGGGCAGGGGCCCCCGGCAACCCUGGCGCGGCCCUGGCCGCCCUGCUGGACCACGCCAGGAGCGGGUCCUGCUUCCGCGCCCUGCCGGGCCCCCAGUACUUCGUGGAGUUUGUGUUCCGGCACCACAGCAGUGAGGCGCCCAACCUCACCCUGGCCGAGCUGGAGACGCUGAUGCACACGCUGGGGCUGGGUGCAGAGGCCCACAGUGACCACAGGAGGCUGGGCAGGGCGGCCAGCCCCCAGGAGCCUGGUGCUCUCAACAGCAGCUCCCACGAGUGGGACGUGGCGUGCCUGAGUGCCAGGGACGUGAUGGCCGUGUACGGGCUGUCGGAGCAGGAGGGGGUGAGCCCCGAGGGAUGGGCCCAGCUGAGCCCCGCCCUGCUCCAGCAGCAGCUGAGCGGGGCCUGCAGCCCCCAGCCCACCACCUCCACCAAGGACCAGCUCAGCCAGAGCGAGCAGUACCUGUACGGCUCCCUGGCCACGCUGAUCAUCUGCCUGUGCGCGGUCUUCGGCCUCCUGCUGCUGAGCUGCACCCACUGCAGCGUGGCCACCCACUACGUGCUGCAGACCUUCCUGAGCUUGGCCGUGGGCGCGCUCACGGGCGACGCCCUCCUGCACCUGACGCCCAAGGUCCUGGGCCUGCACACGCACGGCGAGGGGGACCACGCUCACGGCCACACGGACAGCGAGGGGGAUGGCGUCGGCUCGGAGCCCACCUGGCGCCUCCUGGCCGUGCUCGGCGGCCUCUACGCCUUCUUCCUGUUGGAGAAUCUCUUCAACCUCUUGCUGCCCAGGGACCCCGAGGACCCAGAAAAGGACGCACCCUGCAGCGGCGGCCACGGCCACGGCCACGGCGUGUCCCUGCAGCUGGCCCCCAACCAGCUCCGGCAGCCCAAGCAGCCCCAUGAGGGUUCCCGCGCUGACCUGGUGGUGGAGGACAGCCCAGAACUGCUGAACAGGGAGCCACGGAGGCCCGCUCCAGGCCUGAGGCUGCUGCCCUAUCUGAUCACGCUGGGCGACGCCGUGCACAACUUUGCCGACGGGCUGGCCGUGGGCGCCGCCUUCGCAUCCUCCUGGAAGACGGGGCUGGCCACCUCGCUGGCCGUGUUCUGCCACGAGCUGCCCCACGAGCUGGGGGACUUCGCGGCCUUGCUGCACGCCGGGCUGACCGUGCGCCGCGCGCUGCUGCUGAACCUGGCCUCGGCCGUCACGGCCUUCGUGGGACUCUACGUGGCGCUCUCGGUGGGAGUCGGCGAGGAGAGCGAGGCCUGGAUCCUGGCGGUGGCCACCGGCCUCUUCCUCUACGUGGCGCUCUGUGACAUGCUCCCGGCCAUGCUGAACGUCAGGGACAAGAGGCCCUGGCUCCUCUUCCUGCUGCACAACGUGGGCCUGCUGGGCGGCUGGACCAUCCUGCUGCUGCUCUCGCUGUACGAGGACGACAUAACCCUCUGAGACCCCGGCCCGGUCUCCGGCCCCGGCCCUGCCCUGUGUCCAUGCCCCGUCUCGUCCCUGACCUUGUCCCCCCGCCCGGUCUCCGGCCCCGGCCCUGCCUUACUGCCUUGUGCCGCUUCGGUCUCUGGCACCAUGGCAACCUUGAGCCCUGGGCGGCUGAAAAGCCCCUGGUCUGCAGGCGUCCACUCCCCCCCACCCCGCCCCGCUGUGCC
Messenger RNA from Lepus europaeus (European hare), 2655 nucleotides. RefSeq names its product solute carrier family 39 member 4 (gene SLC39A4). Lineage: Eukaryota; Metazoa; Chordata; Mammalia; Lagomorpha; Leporidae. Gene Ontology annotation, molecular function: zinc ion transmembrane transporter activity. Gene Ontology annotation, biological process: zinc ion import across plasma membrane; intracellular zinc ion homeostasis. The transcript has 12 exons. Gene Ontology annotation, cellular component: membrane. The record is from RefSeq and is a predicted model, not a curated record. Bases 329 to 2443 code for a protein of 704 amino acids.